AUGCCAGCUCAGCCAAUUACGCCCGCAUAUCCCAUCGACAAGUCCUCUGCAGUCAAUAUUGACUUCAAUGGCGACGAAUAUCUCUUGCGUUGGGAUGGUGAUUGGAGGGAGACGCCAGAUUUAACAUCUUUCCCACAUGUAGAUAAUGCAACAGUCACUCUCAUACCGCAGAGCGAACGUGUUAAAGAGUUAUGGGCAACAUCUCAGGUGCUCGCAUACGGUGCGGAUUCUCAUAUAAGGAUCUUAGAUUCUUGUGGGGAUAAAUUCUCAGUCUGUAAGGUCGCCAUCAAUGAUCGCCAAAGGCAGCUGCUUCAAGGAGAGUUCUCCAUUCUACGGCAUUUAUCGUCUAAAGACCUUCCUGUUGUUCGUAUACACCAAGAGCCAUUGGCUGACGAGGAAGGUAUUUUUGGCUUUAGAAUGGAGAGGCUAUCCAAUAUUGAUAUAGGCGUUGCGGCCGAGUAUAUACCGGAGGUUGCAAAGGCAUUCGAAGAAGUGCAUCUUACUGGCGUUGUGCAUUAUGACAUCUCUCCAAGCAAUAUAAUGCUGAACCAAAAUGGUAAGGUUACCAUCAUCGACUUCGGCCGAGCUGGAUAUAUUGGGCAGGAGGUGCCUUCUAUCAAAGCUGUGGGGAAGCCAAAGGAGAAGGAAAUUUACUCGGUUGAGUCUGAUAAUAUCUCUUUAGAAAGAGUCAAUGGUAUAUUUCUUCGAAAGGGGCGCUUCAAUUAA
This is a messenger RNA of Pseudogymnoascus verrucosus, 726 nucleotides long. RefSeq lists its product as uncharacterized. The record is from RefSeq and is a predicted model, not a curated record. Gene Ontology annotation, biological process: protein phosphorylation. The coding region runs from base 1 to 726 and encodes 241 amino acids. The transcript is spliced from 2 exons. Gene Ontology annotation, molecular function: protein kinase activity; ATP binding. NCBI's taxonomy places the organism in Eukaryota, Fungi, Ascomycota, Leotiomycetes, Thelebolales, Thelebolaceae.